Rangifer tarandus platyrhynchus (Svalbard reindeer) is the source of this 396-nucleotide messenger RNA. The record is from the annotation of a GenBank genome assembly. Lineage: Eukaryota; Metazoa; Chordata; Mammalia; Artiodactyla; Cervidae.
AUGGAUUCAGCGCCUCUGAAAGUUUCCCAGGGCCUGGAGGAAGAACGUGACCGUGGUGGCCCUGGGGCCUCUGGACCGCUGGCGCAGACCUCAGGUGUGGCCUACCUGGUACCAGUUCUGGGAAAGGGAACUUGGAUUCACCCCAGCUACAAGCAUUCAGGAAUGUGCUGGAAUCGCGUCCAGCUCCUCGGACAUCACAACACUGGUAAGGGGCUGAAAGCGGCCUCUCUGGCCCACCCCAGCCCCCGGAGCUCUUCAGCCACCUCCCGUCACCCGCGGGGACUUGGAGCGCGCAGCGCUGGCCCCGCGAGGCUGCGAAUCCCGCCGACGCUGCAGCAUCGCUGGGCCGUGAACUGUGCCCUUCACCUGCGCCUGAGACACCUACCUGAGGGCUAA